Ictalurus punctatus (channel catfish) is the source of this 8711-nucleotide messenger RNA. RefSeq names its product DOP1 leucine zipper like protein B (gene dop1b). Gene Ontology annotation, biological process: Golgi to endosome transport. The record is from RefSeq and is a predicted model, not a curated record. Gene Ontology annotation, cellular component: trans-Golgi network; endosome. The transcript has 39 exons. Bases 261 to 7205 code for a protein of 2314 amino acids. NCBI's taxonomy places the organism in Eukaryota, Metazoa, Chordata, Actinopteri, Siluriformes, Ictaluridae.
CGAGGAAGUGAACUGAGCAACACUGCUGCGUAAAAUCAGCUGAGUGCGGAUUCUAGGUUACUGUCAAGUGUUUCCGCCUGGACAUCACUUCCUGUCCGGGUCUUACUGCGUGGAUCAGGGGUUAUGUAAAAUAUUGAUUCCCUCGUUUAUCACGCUCAUCUCUGCGUUUAGACGAUUCACUGAAGCCGAACGGUGCUGGGGCUCAGGUCCUGUUUUCCUGCAGUAGACGGACGCUGAGCAUGCUGGGACAGCACUGAGGCAUGAUGGACCCCGAGGAGGCAGAACUCCAGAGUGACUACCGUUACCGUAGUUACGCAGCCGUCAUCGAGAAGGCGUUGCGCAAUUUUGAGUCUUCCAGCGAGUGGGCUGACCUCAUCUCUUGUCUUGGAAAACUCAAUAAGGCCCUCCAGAGUAAUCUGAAGUACUCUCUGCUGCCGAGGCGGCUUAUCAUUGGAAAGAGAUUGGCUCAGUGCCUGCACCCGGCUCUGCCCAGCGGCGUCCACCUCAAAGCUCUGGAGACCUAUGAGGUCAUCUUCAAAAUCAUCGGCACAAAAUGGCUGGCUCGAGAUCUGUUCAUCUAUAGCUCAGGACUGUUCCCCCUGCUCAGCCAUGCCGCCAUGUCUGUGAAAAUGGCAGUGCUGACCCUAUAUGAGCGCUACUUCCUGCCCCUGCAGAAAGCUCUGCUGCCCAGCCUGCAGGCCUUCAUCAUGGGCCUGCUGCCUGGCCUGGAGGAGGGCCUGGAGGUCUACGACAGGACAGACGCACUGCUGUUGAAGUUGUCCCAGCUGGUGGGUCAGUCAGUGUUUUAUGGGGCGCUGUGGGGAUCAGUACUUGUGUGUCCGCUGGUGCGUCUCCCUGCUUCACUCUUCAUCGUCACACACUUUGACCGCACGUCCACCAGCCGUGAGCAGAAGUACAUGCUGGGCAACGACCACAGACUAGCUGUGAAGGCGACCUGUCUCUCUCUACAGGACGCUAAUGUACUGGUCCAGCGGAACAUGCUGGAGAUCCUUCUCUACUUCUUUCCCUUCGCAGCAUGUCUGGAUCCAGUGACGUGUUCCGUCCCUCUUAAACGGGAAGAGAUGAUCACGGUGGUGUCCGCUGCCUCUCUCACUCUGCUCAGGAGAGACAUGUCGCUCAACCGGCGCCUCUACGCGUGGCUUCUAGGUUUAGAUAUUAAAGGGGGCAUGGUGGCUCCAGAUACAACCCUGUACACUACAGUAGAAGAACAUACUGCAUACUACUUUAACACACAUUCCAGAGAGCUGCUGGUGCAGGCCCUAGUGAAUAUCCUGCAGCAGAAAGACAUAGAGAAAGACCCAGAUAACCUGAUGAACUAUCUCAGACCAUUCCGCAUCCUGAUCAGUUUACUGGACAAACCAGAGAUUGGACCACUGGUCAUGUCGGAUGUGUUGUUGGAGGUGAUCAGGGCCUUUUCUAGUUACUGUAGAGAGUUGCUGGGAGAGGACUCGCUUAACUCCAGUCACUCUGGCAAGCAGCUCGCAAGUACAAUCAAAGAGAACAAACAUGUUUCUGAGAUCGUAAAGACGGUCAAUAUGUUGGUGGGAGCCAUGAGCAGUGAAUACCUUCUGGACUACAUGACCAAACGCUUCCACACCUGUCUGAGCGGGUUAAGUGACCCUACAGGGACGUCUUCAGCUAAAGACUGGAGUCCUUCUCCAUCCGUGACGGAGCUCUCAUCCCUCAUAAUCUUCGUCCUUGAUGUUAUCCCUUUGGAGCUUUAUGCUGAUAUCCAAACACAGUACCUGCCCCAGAUGCUGGGUAGCAUGCUGCAGUCUUUAUCAGCUCACAUGGCAUCUCUCAGCCUAGCGGCGCUUACACAGACCCUUCGAGCAUGUUUUAAAGUUCUGAGUAAGAUCCAGAUGCCUGUGAACUAUAUGGACAUGGACAUGGAGUCACAGAUACAGGAUAUAAAGGAAACAAAGCCGCUUGCAGUGACCGACAUCAAGAACGAUGAGCCUGAUAACCAAAGCGGUGACGAUAAAAUCCAAGAAGUUGCAGUAACCCUCAAUGGACAGGAUGCUCAGGAGGUGGGAACCGAAGUGGCCGCGUUCCCGUCCCUCCUUUCUGAAGACAGCGGACUGGGCCUCAGCGCCUCGCCUUCUGAGCAGCAGCUUCCUCCUGGCCGCGACGCCUCCAGCCCUGCUUCAGGGGUUUGCACCAAGGCGGAGGAUGUGUGGAGGAAAGGAGGGAGCAUGGAGAACAUGUCCAAGUGCAUACAAGACAUACUGGCAUCUGUUAUUUCAAGGCACUUGGUGGUGGUUGUAGAUCCAGAAAAGCAGAAGGGACAGGCGGCGGUGACUCCGGCAGAGCAGCGUGCUUCACGACGGUCCAGGACACGCUCUUCGUUUGGGCUCGAGAGCAGCCGAGACCUGGGGCUGAUCAAAGACAGACUGGCUGAGCUCUUCACCCCAGGUAAACUCCGAGAGCAAUCUCAGGAGGCGGUUAAUGACGAUAAGGGGAAAAGCACUGCACGUGCGCUCCUUCAGUGGACAGAGGGAUUCCAGCCCAGAGGGAAAGGAGAGAUUAGUGAAUCGUGUCGAAACGCCUUUACUGCGGCCUGUCACCUCCUGCUGGAGAGCACGACUUUCCCUGUCUACUACACGGAAAAGGAGAGCCAAGAGCUCCACAGCAGCAUGUUCGAGAACAUCACGGAUAACGAACAGGGCGGUCUCCCGGAGUGGCUGAGGUCCUUGAUGACUCUAUGUUGUAUUUCAAAAGACUACCAGGUUCAGCAUGUGGCGAUUUCUUCUCUUCUGGAGCUUAUAAACCACGCUCAGUCUUUAGCUCUGGUCAUCCAGGACAAGAACCAGCGCUAUAAAAAAUCCGAGGCCAACCCUCUCAGUGGACAGUUACAGAUGGUCACGCUGCCUCCCAUCCACCCGGCAGUGCUUAAAACUAUGGAGCUACGCACAGACUUUUACCAGCGGGCAGCUCAGGUGCUCUGGGCUCAGUUGGACACCGAACGCAAAGAGCAACAUAUUUCCUGUGUGGAGCUUUUCUAUCGACUGCACUGUCUGGCUCCAUCCCCAGCCAUCUGUGAGGAUAUAAUCUGCAUGGCGUUGCUGAGCAGAGACAAGGUUGUGCGUUUGGAGGCUCUUCACAGAUUCUCUGUUUUGUGGCACCUGAUGCGAGAGGUCCAGAUGAAUCGCAGCACUUCUCUGAACCGCUCCUUUGACAAGUCUCUGUUCGUGGUGUUGGACAGUCUAAAUAGUCAGGAUGGUAGCGUCAGUACAGUCGGGCAGAGCUGGCUGGUGCGAGCACUGUCUCUUGGCGAUGUUGUCCGCAUCUUGGAACCCGUUUUACUCCUACUGCUGGACCCGAAGACACAGAGAACAGCCAUUCAGAACGUCAAGCACAGUCUUUCAGUUGGUAACUGGAGUGCAUUGAGUUACAGAGAGAAGACCAGCAUUAAGAGCACUGGAGAUGGUAUGAUGAACCAAACGGAGGACAGCAUGUUGACUAACAUUGCUAUGGUAGACCGUGAAGCUGUAUGGCUUGACCUGCAACGUGAUACAGAGCUUCAUGGAAUGCCAUCAGAUUCCCCUGCCGUGUCUCGCAGCGAAAGCGAGGAGGAGACCGAUGACGACGAUAACGAGGCCCGAGAAGACGAAGAAGAGGAAAGCGAGCACACCGAGUCGGCCGACACAAGUGGAGUCCAGAACUCCACAGAGACCUCAAGUUCAGUCUCCACCCCUUACCUGCAGCGGCCUGCCGAUGGGGAAGGCAUUGUGGUCAAUGGCCUGAAGCGGGUGGACUCGGAGCGUACGCAUGCUUCUGAUUCGCUAUCGAGUGAUGAGGACGACGAGCAGUUGGAGGCCCUGGCCAAAUCCCGUCUCUUGAAGCAGCAACGUGAGCGACAGGAAGCAGUGGAUUCGCUAUUUCGACAUAUUCUGCUUUACCGACAGACUUACGAGAGCGGACGGAUUCUGUACGCCUUUGCGGUGGUGGAAACGCUGUUGAAGAGCAGCGCAGGCCCAUUUGUGGAGGCACUGAGUAACACAACUUUGGACUGCAGCUCCACUGCCCACCUGAAUCUCAUCCAGAACCUACUACAGAGACAUCGGCAAGCCCAGGAGGGUGGCAGUUUCUAUGGCCCUCUCCAGAAUUCCACCCCUCCUUUAGCUGGUACCCCAGAGCAACCACCCUCCUCUCCUCUUUGCUCUCCCUGUACCUCCUUAUCUCCUCCAACGUUUCUUCUGGAGAUCCUGACAUGCCUCUGCUUGCGGUUCCUGCGCUCCUACUUCCCUUCUUAUGCUAGCGUGAAUGCCUGUCAUGUGCAGGCAAACCGAGAGGUGCAGGUCAAGAGCGUGGAGGUGCUGACCGCAUUGGUGGAACAGCUAGUGACGGUGGCCCAGCAGGCCCAGACAGGUGAGACUGGUGCCAGUGGAAGCUUAGAAGCCAUAUGUAAUCUUCUGUGGAGCAGCAAGUUGCAGCACUAUGUCCUCCUUAUGCUCUCCACAUCCAUGUAUGUCUGCCAGCGUGCAGAUGCACCUGUCCAACACCCACUGACCAAGGAUGAGCAGGGUGAUGAUGUAGGAGAAGUCUCUGAGGAGAGGCUGGUUUAUUGUGGGCGGGACGGGAGCUGGGCUGAACAUCCGAUUCAGAUUGCCCUCCUGAAGCUGCUCAAGGUUCUUAUUGUACUAGAACAUUGUGUAUCUCCAACACACAAUAAGAAACCUGCACAAGGAGAUAACCAGUUCCAGCAGUCCCUGGACGACAUCCCUUCUUCUACCCUAGCACGAGAGUGGCAUACUGCAAUAAUGUUCCAGCAGUCCAUCAAGGCUGUCCGCUAUGUGCCCAACCAACCCAUUACAGCGCAGGGCAUGUUUGUAUCGGCAGCAGCCCGGGCUCUGUGCCCGCAAUAUGGCUUUGCCAUGCACCCAGCUUGGGUGACGUUGCUUUGUCAGGUUCUACCCUUCCUUGGCCGCUCGCUGGCCAUCAUUGUGGCUCCCAUCAUCACACAGAUCUGCAGAAACCUAGAUGAGCUCGUUAAACAGCAUGAACAUGAUGGAUUCAAGGCUACUCAUGGUAGUAACCUGAAGAAGGAGAACAUUGCACCUGAUUAUCCUCUCACUCUGCUGGAGGGGCUUACUGCUAUCACGCACUAUUGCCUCCUGGAACACAAGAAGUCUGCAGGUUGUGAUGCAACAGACAUGCGAAAUGCCUGCAAUGCCAUUUUGGAGGCGUUUCCUCAUAUGGUCAGCACCAUGGCCUUGCUUUGGGGUGUAGUCCAGGGUGCUGACUCGGUCUACAGCGGCAGAUCUUCCUCCACCUCGGUCUAUUUCAAAAGCACAAAGAUCCUGAAACAGAAGGUUCUGGGGCUCCUGACGCCAUUGACACAGCAGUAUGGGGUACAAGUCAUGGCUUCUGUGGCUGCUGUAUGGAACAGUAGGCGGAGCCGAAAGAGACGCUCCAAAAACAAGAUUCUGCCAGUCGCCAGUGAUUCCCAGAUGACGAUUGUAGAUUUAGUAAAGUCAGUGAACACACUCCGCACCGACACCAUUUUGCAGCUCAUCAGGGAGGUGGUGAAGAAACCCCACCAAAUCAAAGGAGACCAGCAAAGGCCAACCCUAGUUGAUGUACCCAUGCUCCAGUUCUGCUAUGCCUACAUACAGAGUCUUCCUGCUCAGGAUCUUCAGGAAAAUAUCAUGGCUAUCCUCUGUCUCCUUAAAGAUUCUGUGCAGGUUAAUCUUGCCCCACCUGGCCAUUUCCUCCUUCUUGGCAUCCUGAAUGACUUUGUGAAUAGACUCCCCACCAUGGACAACAAGAGAGAUUCCAGAGAACUGCAGGAAGUGACGCAGAAAAUCCUGGAGGCGGUAGGCGCCGUGGCUGGCUCAUCCCUGGAACAGACCAGCUGGCUGAGCCGUAACCUGGAGGUGAAGGCACAGCCUCAGAUCUGCCUGCAGGAGGAUGAAGAUGAGCCUGAAGGCAGUGAAUUCUAUGAGUCUGUUGGCCAAGGCAGUGCUAUGGUGUCAUCUUCCGCUCCAUCUGCGUUCAGUGUACAAGCUCUGGCUCUGCUGGCUGAGAUUCUAGCCCCUCUUCUGGAUAUGGUGUAUCGCAGUGACGAGAAGGAGAAAGCUGUGCCUCUCAUCUCCCGCCUCAUGUAUUAUGUCUUCCCCUACCUGAAAAACCACAGUGCCUAUAAUAUGCCCAGUUUCAGUGCAGGGGCUCAGUUGUUGAACAGCCUGAGUGGUUAUGCAUACACUAAGCGUGCCUGGAAAAAGGAAGUGCUGGAGCUCUUCAUGGAUCCUCUGUUCUUCACUAUGGAGAUGUCGUGUGUCUGCCAUUGGAAAUCCAUCACAGACCAUCUGCUCACACAUGAGAAGACCAUGUUCAAGGACUUGAUGAGCAUGCAGAGCAGUUCUUUGAAGCUGUUUAACAGUGCUGAGCAGAAGCCCAUGUUAGUAAAGCGCCAGGCAUUCGCUAUGUUCAGUGGAGAGUUGGACCAGUACCACCUCUACCUGCCUCUAAUACAAGAGCGUUUGACCGAGAACCUGCGGAUGGGACAGACCCCGGCGGUGUCGGCUCAGAUGUUCCUGAUGUUCCGUGUUCUGUUGUUGAGAAUCUCACCACAGCACCUCAUCUCCCUGUGGCCUAUCAUGGUCACUGAACUGAUUCGUAUUUUUGCAAGGCUCGAAAAGGCUCUCCUAGAGGACAAAGAUGUUUCAAAGAAUAAGCGAGGUGGUCAGGAGAAGAACAGCGUAAGGUCUUUUUCCCAGGCAGAACUGGACAUGUAUCUGUCAGCCUGCAAGUUCCUGGACACUGCUGUGUCUUUUCCCCCUGAUCGCAUGCCUCUGUUCCAAAUGUAUCGCUGGGCAUUCGUGCCUGAGGUAGAUGUAGACAGUUACGAUGGUCCAGGCACCACUCUGCUGGAGGGUGAACAGGAGUGUAAACCUCACGUGGUCAGGAUCCUGGAAGGCCUUCACCAUCGCUAUGGGGAGCUGAACGGAACGGCGGGAGAGUCCGAAUCCGAGCCUACGGAGUUCCCCCUUCUCCCGUUCUACUCGCUCUCGUCCAUCACGCAACUCGUACCGUUCUUCCAAACCCUGUGCUGCUCUUUCUGCAGCUCGACCCCCUCUCCUCAUCCUCCUGCCGAAUACCCACCAUCUAAUGCAGACCGAGUGUUACAGCGCUUAGAAGGCAUCACAGAGGAAGAGUUUCUGGACGGUAUGGAUUCAUAAGUCUCGGGCUUUUCGCUGAGCAUUCAGUCUUGGAACGGGCGUUCCGCUCCGUUUUAUCUUACCUGUAAGUCCGUCUUAAUGAAGCAUGAAAGUCCGAGACGUCGUACUGUGAUCGUAUGCGUUAUGUUAUCGUGAUGUCUGUCGUUAAUUGAACAAAUUUGUUUAUUUUUGUAUUAUUGUAGUGCAGUGAUCACAGAAGGAUUCGUUAUAUCAGUUAAUCGCUUGCUUUUACGUGGAUAUUUUAUCGCUUAAUAAAAACGGAAAGACUGCGGGUUUAAUAUUAUGAACUAUUAAAGGUGUUUGUUGUUUUGUUUUUUUUCCCCAGCCCAAAAUACAACUCGAAUCAUAGCUCGAAUACGUAUUAUUGGUCAGUUACAGCAAGUGCACAUCGCUUGGGUGAUACUAUGUGCAAUCUAAAUCUCCGUGACAUUUAUUUCAUGUGACACGGUUUUCCCCGAACAUUCCAUGUUAUGGUUUUAAAUUGAGCUAUGCAUGUAAUCGAGUGAAUAAACAUAAAGCUCGAUUUUGGUGUUUAAAGGCAUUUCAUAGCGUGCAAUAUGUAGGCCACGGUUGUGGUUUGACGACACAAAUGGAAUAUUGUGGGUGCUGCUAAAUCCUGAAUCAUGAAUCUAGUGUGAUGUACCUUAUUAAACUUUAUUAUACUGUAUAUGGUACAUUCCCGAGCACUGUAUCUGUACUUCCCUUUGAUGGAAAAAUAUUUCAGCUAUUUAUUCAUCUUUUGUUCUUGGACACCUGAUGAUGGACCAUUUCUCUUGAGUUUCACCACGAACUAGUUUUUGUGCGUUUUCAUCUGGACGCAGUUUGGACAUUUCCCUGCUCUAACAUACUUGACCAGCCCUGUUAACAUCGAGUAGAUAUAUUAGAGACAGACGAAUAAGAAGACUCCCAGCAUACAUGAUUACAGCAAUACGGUAAAGUCUUCUCUUCCAUUCGAUAUCUCACUUUCUCACCUCGUCUUUAUUCCAGGUGGGACACUGACCUGUAUGUGAGCUGCAUGCACUGUUAUUGUGGUUAGGAAGAAGCCCGUUAGUUUCUUAUUGGCUGCAUUACUUUUCCAUACAGAGAAAACACACGGGCACAUUUUAGGGUAAAUACACAUAAGAGAAUGCGUGUGUGUUUGUUUGUUUGUUUGUUUGUUUGUUUAUUACCAGAAAAAUCCACUUUUAAAUAAACACAACUUAAUUCGAACCUUAAAUAUCUAUGUUUGGGGACGCACUCCAGACUCGGUAUGGUGAAGAGUCUGAAAGAUAAACGGUGAAUGUUCUAGGCACAGUGUUUAAAGCAUCAUAAUUUCAUAAAGUUUGUCUUUCGCAUGCACACAUACAGUCGACAUGUCUGUUAAUUAAGUGAACGACACAUGAAAUGUUUGUGUUGUGGUGGUGUCUGGACCCUCUGAAGGCCUUUUUAAGGUUAAAUGUGAAUCGAGUGUUUUACUGGGGUGAGCAAGCGUGUUUCUUUUCAAAUAAACAUAUUAUUUUGCCUUUA